Molecule: messenger RNA, 3228 nt
Organism: Phycodurus eques (leafy seadragon)
Lineage: Eukaryota; Metazoa; Chordata; Actinopteri; Syngnathiformes; Syngnathidae
Gene: slf1
Product: SMC5-SMC6 complex localization factor 1
Exons: 18
Coding region: 112-2730 (872 amino acids)
Biological process (GO): positive regulation of double-strand break repair
Molecular function (GO): protein binding
Source: RefSeq, a predicted model, not a curated record
AACACAACAGGAGGGAAACUCGAGUAUGAUUAAACACGUUUAGCCAUUUUUUCUUGUUGGUAAACGUUGAAUUUUCUCGGGAAGAGGCAGCUGGAUACACGUAAGUUGGGGAUGGAGCGCUGCACUCCCAUGUUCCAAUUCUCUGGGAUCAAAAUUCGUGACCAGAAGAGAGCUUUGAUCCAGGGAAUAUAUCAUUUGAGUGGAAAAUAUAUUGGAGGUUCUGUUUACCAGACCGCUUGCACCCAUUUAAUAAUUCCUCACGUCUUGGCCAGUGAGAAAUUUUUGGCUUCUUGUGCUGCAGGAAAGUGGGUUGUGACUCCAGACUAUGUUCUGGACAGUGUUAGGAAUGGUUCCUGGCUCCCAGAGGGACUCUAUGAGGUGGCCAUUCCCAGAGGUAGUAUGUCUGCCUUCUAUCCCGCCAGACACUGGAGGAAGAAUGUGACCAGUGGGGCAAUAACAGGGGCCUUCCAAGGCUGGAAGGUUCUUCUCAUGGUCCAAGAUGCUUCCCGUUCCAUCAUGUUCAAACGGGUCCUGGAAGCUGGUACCGCCAUAGUAUACAGCUAUCCUCCGCCCUCUCACACCGUCAUCACUCACGUCAUAGUCAAGCCCAUUACACAGGACGCAAGCUCCCACAAUGGUCCUUGCUUCCCUGUGACCCACAUCAUCCAGUACCUCUUUGGGAGAAAUUGUGUUGACAUGAAGUUCAACGUAACAGAUGAUUUUAAUGAAGCGAAGGAGGCCAGUGUUGUGGAUGUUGACUUUUCUAAACUGGAGGGAGACCUCAGAGACCACGUCAUUGAACAGGAGGACCGACCAAGACUGCUCUUCCUUGAAUUUCUGAGUUACCACGACCCACAUCAUCCUCUGUCACAGGUAAUUGAAACGGACUUCGGCAACAUUGGCACCAUGAUAGAAUGUGGCCUCUUCAUCGAAGCCUUGGACACAAUCCGAAGUGCAGUGUUCCCUGGGAUUCUGCCACCAGCACCGUACCUGGUGGCUCUCAUUGAGUAUGCACAGCAGGGUAGUGCGACAACUCUCUUCCUGAGGACAUUCCAACAAAUAAUGCAUAGGUUGCUGGUUGCCAACCCUCCUUGGCUGGCUCCUGCGAACGUGAAGAAGUAUUAUAGUCAGGUGUUGCAGUGCCCUCACUGCAAGAUGGGCCAGUGGCCUUUUCUGGAGACAGCCAUAAGUUACUGCCUGUCAAGUGAGGCCACUUGUCACCAGCUCCCUGGGCCGGCACUGCCAACUCUUUUAAACUUCUACAAUGAUGUCCUGGCAUUUUUUCUCAAGCUCUUCCAAGGGGAACUCUACUCCAUCACUGGAGGGGAUUUCAUGCAGCUUCCAGAAACGGGAGUCUAUCAGGUAUCAAAAUCUGGUUCUUUGCUGUAUAGAACCUUCUGGACUGUGUGGGAACGCUCCACCCUGUUGUCUUGCGCUGUAAAAAAGCUUGUCCAGCUCAUGAUGCAGGCUGCCUCCGGGGACAAUGCUGAGCGCGACGAGGAGCCCAAAUGGCAUCUGUUGGCCAUCCUGCUGGACCUCCUGUCAGUGUUGGUAGAGUUUUGGUUUCGGCACCACUGCAAACUGAAUCACAAGCUUGUGGAAAAGGGCCUGAAAGACCUAUCAGACCACUUUGCCAUCAGCAGCCAAUAUCUGUCUUCAGUGGUCCUUGCAGAGAUGGUUGCCAGAAUUUCCUCAACCAGGCUUAAACUUGCAUUGGUGGAUGCGAUAUUCAGGAAUAUCUGCUGCACAAUUGGAAUUACACUGGCGGGAGAACCUCUGUCUCUCAAGAAAGUGAUGCUGUCCUACUUGCCUGCGCUCGGACGUUUAGCUCAGAGUCAGAGCUGGACACACCACACCACCAAAAGUUGUACGAGCCUGGACACCAACUGCGGAACUCUGAGCUCAGUGGAGAAUGAAUCGAGGAAAGAAUGCAUCCCAAGAGGCCUCAACAAAGUUAAUGCAGCAGGCGAAACCCUCCUCCACAGAGCAUGCAAAAGGAACCAAGUGGAAACUGUGAUUCAGAUUCUGGCGCGCCCUGGCAUCGACAUCAAUGUUAAAGACCACGUAGGAUGGACACCUCUACACGAAGCAUGUAACUAUGGCAGCACUGCGUGCGUGGAGGCUUUGCUUCGUCACUGGCCCACCCCUCUCAUUAAUUAUGUGGUGGACGGAGUUAGCCCUCUGCAUGAUGCCCUGCUCAAUGGGCACGUGGAUAUCGCCAAAAUGCUUCUGGAGGCUGCAGGUUCUGAGCUCCUCCAGCAAGCAGAUGAAAAAGGCCGCACCACAUUGGACCUCACCUCCGACACAAGUGAGAGGGCGGAGCUUAUCCACAGCGCGCAAGUGGGCGACUCCAAGCUGAACUCUGCAAAGGUGUUGAACCACGCCCUCCUGGAAGCGGGGUCCUGUAUGCUAGUACACCUCCUCGUGUGCUACCAGCAGGAAAAAGGCCUGCCCGGCUCUACGCUUGCUAGCGACGUGGGGCACACGCUGGUACGGGGCCUGGAGGCACACCCCCUCCAAAGAGUGACACUUGGCUGGACGGACCAGCGAGCGGUGAGUCUUGCGGAUGACACCCACACGCUGCUGGAGCUGGCCAGAGGAAAACACUCGGGACAGGUUUGCGAGGCGGUGAAAGCGUAUGAAGGAGAGAAUACAGUGAUCCUCAUGGUGAUCCUGGGGAGUAUGCAAUCUAAAGGACAGACCCUCUUAGCAGAAGUAAACAGAUAUUGAGAGAUAACGUACCUAGUCAUGUUAUCAAUCAAAUUAUAUUGAGAAGAUGCCUGGAGGCAUAUUUUUGCACUUUUCUUUUUACUUUUGUGCCACAUAAGUUUGGAUUUUCAAAAAUAUUCAUCCACUUUUACUACCUCAAGCUAGUUUGUGUUAGUUAGUUUAUGCACAUGCAGCUGUGAGAUUUUUUUGUUAAUCUCGAAAUAAAAAUACAGUGGUUAUCUCAAUAUUGCAUCUAAACUUAAUGUGUUUACAGAACGGUUUAGUUCAGUAGCUAAUUCAAUGAGUAUUAUUAGGCAGAUUUAAUUAAAAAAAUACUUCAGGUAGGAAAUUCCUGCCUAAUUUCUAUAUUCCUAAUAAUAUACAAUAUUGAAAUUUCAGAUUGUAAAUUGUGUUUUCUUUAGAAGUAAGCCAUAAUUAUCAUAGAAAAAUCUUGAAAUAUUUUACCGUGUGCUUUGAAUGAGUUUCACUUUUUGAAUUCAACUACUGAAAUAAAUUGUG